AUGGGGGUUGUGGUUGGAGUUGUGGCGGAUGGUGGCCGUUGUGGAAUACGGAGAAUGGAAGAUGGUGAUAGACGGGGAUGGGAGAUGCAUCUGACACCAACAGUCCGAUGCAGAUUCCAGUCACCAGAUUCCGGCACCGACGUCCACCACCCAUGUCCGCAGCUCCAAACCCACUGCAGCCACUGCCGCGCCUUCAUCCCUCUACCUGACCUCUGCGGCCAAUCUAAUCCGACUGUUCAGGCUAUCUGCCGCCGCCUGAAGGUCACCGUCCGCCGCCACUACCACAACCACCACCCUCAUCUCAAACACCACACGCACAGACGCAAAGACACAAUACACCCACACACAAUAUCACGCCAGCGAUUUUUCAGUUGCCAUUUCCGCUCGAUAGCCACCGCCAUGCCCACCAUCACAGCGACAUAA
This is a messenger RNA of Striga asiatica, 423 nucleotides long. The record is from the annotation of a GenBank genome assembly. Lineage: Eukaryota; Viridiplantae; Streptophyta; Magnoliopsida; Lamiales; Orobanchaceae.